This is a messenger RNA of Lactuca saligna, 318 nucleotides long. Lineage: Eukaryota; Viridiplantae; Streptophyta; Magnoliopsida; Asterales; Asteraceae. The record is from the annotation of a GenBank genome assembly.
AUGUCAUCAAAGGUCCUCAUGUCCUCGAUUCUCCCAUCAUCAUUCAAGCAAACAAUGCGGCAUUGUCUGAUGAAAUCCCAAAGACGUUUGCGAACUAAGGAAUUGAAGACUUUGUCGAAUAUGUCAAGAGUUGUCCUCUUCGAUAUGCUUUCUGCAACUUCCCAUAUCCAUCCUACCCUAAACAGGUAUGUGAGUUCUACUAUUCAAGCUCUAUUGAUACUGAUACUUGAACCAUUACUGGAGCCAUUGGAGAUGGUCAAUAUAGGGAUAGUAUUGAUGUGGAAUCCUUUCGAAUUACUCUCCGUCUUCCUCGAUUAG